CAUUCAUUAUCAAAACUACACUUAUCGUAUACUUUCAUCAUCUUUUACAUAUAAUUCUCGUGGAUCAUAUCUUAAUUUUGCUUAUUUCAAUGUUGAACAACGUAAUCGAGUAUUAUAUAUCGAUUUUUUAUAUGAUAUACCUGUUUCAUCUCAAUGGCAAUCGGAUGGACAUCUUUAUCCAAUACAAAUUGCUCAAUAUGGCUUAAGUCAUUGGAGUCGAUUAGAACUGAAUUCAAAAAAACAACAAAAUAAAAUAUAUAAAUUCGAACGACUACACCCAAAGGAAAAUAAUUAUUGUUCAUCAUGGCAUAGAAUGAAAGAUGAAAUAUUGCUUUCGAAUACAUAUAUUCAUUUUACAAUUUCAUCAAAUUCUUCAUUACAUUUCCAUUUUUUCAAUAAUAAUAUUGAACUUGUUUGUUCAACGAAAACAAUUCAUGAUUUAGAAACUUUAACAAAGAAAAUUAUUCAACUUAAGGGUUCUCCUCGUCAAGUCAAUCGAUAUAUGCUAAUUGACAUAGAAAAACUCAUGCAAAAAACACCUUUUUUCAGACAUGAUUUCAUCAAAAUUCAAAUUUGUGGUGAUACACAAUCUAGUGUUGAUCAAUUAAUUAUUGGUAAUCAAACUUUGUAUGAUCAACAAGCUUUUUAUUCAGCAACACGAUGGUUAUUAAAUAAUCAAGAUUUACAAACAGGUUGUUGGUUUAUUCAUGUUCAACGAAACUAUGCUCAUCAUACUCACUAUCAUUUACGAAAUCCAUGGUGUUCAGCAAUGGCACAAGGUCAAGCUGCAUCAUUACUCGUUCGUCUAUAUUCACUAACAAAUAAUAAGGAACAUUUGUUAGCUAUUCGUCGAGCUAUUCAACCUUUAUGGUCAUCAAAUCUGACUCGAGCUUAUUUUAACAAUCGUUUUGUUUGGCUUGAAGAAUAUCCAUUAGAAUCAGCAACGAAAGGUCUUUUUGUUCUUAAUGGAUGUCUUUAUGCUUUAAUUGGUAUCAUCGAUGCUAAUACAAUUGAUUAUCAACCAUAUUUAUCUGAAUUAAUAAAUCAAA
Messenger RNA from Adineta steineri, 1049 nucleotides. The record is from the annotation of a GenBank genome assembly. Lineage: Eukaryota; Metazoa; Rotifera; Eurotatoria; Adinetida; Adinetidae.